UUAUUUGUUUAAACAUAUGUUUACGAAUCAGAUGUUUCGGAUGUUAUAAACACAGAUGUGUUUUGUAUUUAGUGAAAUGAAAUGAACGAAAUAAAAAGCCAAAACGAAUGAGAGAAAAGUCAUGAGCACAAAGGGAAACGUUUCAUUAAAAGGUAUUGUUGCUCCUCAGUCUCAGUUAAAAUUUAAUGAUAAAAGCUAGAGUACGUUUUUGUCGCAAAAGCUUAUGCGAAAUUAUAUCAGUCACUUUUUUUUUCUUCAAAAGAAAAGACGUUUGGGUUGGAAUUUAUGAUAAUAUCUUGCUGCAAAGUAAUUAAUAAUGAUAUUAAAAACAAAAAUAUAGAAGAGGUGUCUGUUAACCAACAAACGAAACUGCAAUAAAAAAUUGUUCAACUUCUUCAAGGCUUUUUUUGCGAAUUCGUGAUGAAGCUGUAGAACGUACACAAGAACGGAAGAAAGUGAGAAAAUCAGUUAAAUAAUAGUGCAAAUCGUAUAGAGACCCCUCUCCGCUAGCAAAAUAAUAAUAGUGAGCAAGAGUGAAAAAAAGGGAAAUUAUUUGAAGCAAAAAAAAAAAAAAAAAAUUAAAAAAUAUGAUUUAAACAAAUUUGAAGAAACUAACAACGAAACAACAACAAAAAGGGAAAGAAAUUAAACAGUUGUGUGUGAAGGUUUUCCCAAUCAAAAAACUUGGAAAGAGCCAAAAGUCAAACCAAUAAGUUUCUUUAAUACGACGCAUAGUUGAUGUAAGAAAAAUUAUUGAUUUUCCAAAAAAGGACGUCUGUGGAUCUAUAUAUAUUCAUAAAUAAAUAAAAGAAAACAAAAUUCAAAAAAAGAAAGAAAUGAAAUUAAGGCAAUAAACUAAUAAAUUUUUUACAUAGAGGCAGACAAAGACAAUAACAUACGGAACACAUAUUGAAUGCUAUUUUUAUAGGACUUAAAUUAAAUAAAAAAGAUUUUUUUUAGUUAGAGCGUGCGUGUUUGUAUGUGUGCGUGUAUGUAUGUGUGUGUGUGUGUGUGUGCAUGACACUGUUUGCAAUUUGACACAAAAUUGUAAAUUGCAACCAACCAACGCCAUUAGAGUGUGUUAGCUCGUUUAAAGGCAUUUAAAGUCAUUAAGAAUAUUAACGGGAUUAAAUUAUUAAAAUAUUGGAUACAACGAACUCGGAACAAAACAUAAAAGAAGAGAGGCUAGAGAAAGAGAAGUAAACGCGUUCGUUAAUCUCUUUUUGCAAACUGUAUUUGUAACAAUAAAAACCACAAAUAAUAUAAUAACAACAACAAGAAGACCUUAGCAGAGUGUUAAAUAAUCUCAAGCUCAGCGCGCAAAAUACGAAAGCAGAGCGACAGUCUGCUGGGGUGUGCGGAGUGUAGUCCACUUAGAAAACAUUCGAAUCAGUCACACCGAGGCUAAGUAUUUUAACUUUAACGUAAAGUGUAAAAGUGUAAUAAAUAUGCCGCAACCGGUUGCGGGCGGCUAUAUAUCGUUAGAAGGUAGUCGCCGUCCCAGUAAUGGACAGGCUAUCUAUCAGUCAACCACUGAACCAACUGGUCCCACAUCCAUGUUGGAAUCAAUGAAACGUGUUUUAGGUCAAGUGGUAGGUUCCACAACCAACGCUGCCUCACACGAUACCGAUGAUUUGCUCAAUAAUACCAAUGGCCGUCAAGCCAUAAUAAUCAGCUCGAGUAUUCAUUUCAGAGAGCGCGACAAAAGUGGUAAGACACUGAACAACAAGAUGCCAUCAGCACCAUCAGCACACACUGCCGAGGAGGCUCGUUUAUUAGGCACCAUGCCAGUGGAUCCUUUAGAUGAUAUUGAACUACGUUCAGUUCAAUUGCAAUUUCCCAAUGCUCGCGGCUCGAUUAUAGAUGCUUGCGAUCAGCGCCGCGUAACCACGGAUAAAGGUGAUAUACACGUGGCAAUACAAGGCGACACCUCAAAACCAGCCAUUUUAACCUAUCACGAUUUGGGUUUGAAUUAUGCCACCAGUUUCGCUGGCUUUUUCAAUUUCCCAUUAAUGCGUGGUUUGUUGGAGAAUUUUUGUGUUUAUCAUGUCACCGCUCCGGGCCAAGAAGAGGGCGCUCCCACUUUACCAGAAGAUUACAUUUAUCCCACCAUGGAUGAAUUGGCCAAUCAAUUACAAUUCGUUUUAUCGCAUUUUGGCUUAAAGUCGAUUAUAGGUUUUGGCAUUGGGGCUGGCGCCAAUAUCUUAGCUCGUUUCGCUUUGGCUCAUCCCGACAAAGUCGGAGCGAUGUGUCUCAUUAAUUGUGUGUCAACACAAUCCGGUUGGAUUGAAUGGGGUUAUCAGAGUUUUAAUGCUCGUUUCUUACGUACCAAAGGCAUGACUCAGGGUGUCAUCGAUUAUUUGAUGUGGCAUCACUUUGGACGCAAUCCCGAAGAGCGCAAUCAUGAUUUGGUUCAAGUGUAUAAACAGCAUUUUGAACGUGGUGUUAAUCCUACCAAUUUAGCCAUGUUAAUAAAUUCGUAUAUACAUCGUAACGACUUGAAUAUAGCACGCACACCUACUGGUACCCCCGGCACUGAAACGUCGGCUAGCACUUUGAAAAUGCCCAUCAUGAAUAUAACGGGGGCAUUAUCGCCUCACGUUGACGAUACGGUAACGUUUAAUGGCCGUUUAGAUCCUACUAAUUCAACUUGGAUGAAGAUAUCGGAUUGUGCUAUGGUUUUAGAGGAACAGCCAGCUAAAUUGGCCGAAGCUUUUAGGCUUUUCUUGCAAGGCGAAGGCUACGCUACGCCUCUGUCAACUCCGGCCUCAUCGCCUUGCGGCACCAAAUACUUGUCAUAUUCGAAUAUAUUUUUUGCUAACUUCAAAGAAGAACAGGAACGUGCCAUUGCCGAGAAAUUGAAACAAAAAUCACAACAACCACAACAGCAACAACCUGCUCGUGUACGCACCAAUACUCGACUAUGCCGUGAAACAGCUAUAACCAAUAAUAAUUGCGAUUUCACCAACAUAUUGCAGCACACAAAAAAUCAAUCAGCGUUCGAGGAGAAAGACGAAGAGAACGAAGACGAGAAUCUUAAUUCGAAUGGUAACUUUCACGUACAGAUUAACGAAACUGCCACAAUAAUGCAGCGCAAUGAUAAGAACGGUAUUAACAACGAACACGAUGAUGACGAUGAUGACGAUAUAGAACUGCAACAGAAUAAUCAAACCUCCUCGUUAUUGGAGCGUCAUCAUACCGUCAAUGGUACUUUGUAUACGAAUGGUUCGAAGCAAUCCAAGAAAAUACGCAUUACCGAGAAUCCACUGCCCGAAACGGUUACCUGUUAAAUUGUGAUCCCAAGUCGUCUUUAUGCAAAACAACAUUCCAAUUGAGAUAACAUCAACAAGAACCACAACAAAAAGAAAUUAUAUUAUUAUUAUUUUAAUUUCCUAUUAUCAUUUUCCGUCUCCUCUUACACUUACAUGCAUACAUACGAUUUAUCCUUCUUAACCUUAAUCUUUAACUCUUAAUAGAUAAGAAGCGGCUUUUUUGAAAAUGUAGUGAACUGAAAAUUAAAAAAAACUAAAUAAAUAAUUAAAUAAAACAAAAACAAUAUACGAAAAUAUUCCAAUUCUUAAAAGAUCUUAAAAGAAACAGAACAAAGAAUAACAACAGCUUUUUGUAGUAAUUAGUGAAAAAUUAAAAGAAAAAUAAAUAUUUUCAUAAAAAUUAUGUUAAUUUAGAAAUUAGAAAAUAAAAUCGAGAAGAAAAAUCUUUUAGGAAUAUGUUAAAACUUUCUUCAGAAUCCUCUUCAAAAAGAUUCAUUAAAAAGGUUUCUUUGCAGUAUCGCCAAGGGUUGAGAAGGGGAACGCUCCUUUCUGUACUCGUACACAACGCUCGUAAGAAGCACUCUUUUGUGCGCUUUAUAUAAUACAUAUAUUAUAUUCCACUUAGCAGCGAUUUGGAAAGCGAAGCCAAAAGCAGUAACUAUAAAGCAAUAUAUAUCUUUAUAAUAAAUUCGGAUUCAUCUGUUAUAGGAAGGCAUUGAAGAGGUUUUUCUUUUAGCAGGAAGCUCCUAGCAGCCAAUAAAAUAUUUCUUAAAUAGUGUCGUCGCAUGAAUACGCCGUAUAAAUUCAUUCUUAUGAGAAAAAUCUCUUAGUUAUUCUACCUUUCUUGAUUGGGUAUAGUCAGCAGUUCCAAUGUAGAGACAACUUCACUGCGCGUGUAAGAUACGUAAAUAAAAUUCGCUACAGAUUUCUGGCCCAUUCAUUCUGGCUGAAUCAACGUUAGUUUAUUUCAACUAAACGUACAUACAAUAAAUGAAUGAUAUUUGUGUAUGGUUUUUGGACUCGUAAAGCCCAUGCAAAUAUCUCGGUCACUGUAAGCACGCAAUGAACAAAUGACAGUUUAAGUGCGGUUUUUGAUCUCCUGAAGGCUCGCAUUUUUUUUCUUUCAUAAGCGAAGUUUGUAGCCAUAAGGCCAAGAAACUGUGCGGUCCGUAAUGAUAUCGGCUUAUCGAUAAAACACAGAUUACUUUCCACGCAAUUGUGGCUCUUGUUGAGUAGUUGACCGUGUACUCAGAUUUAGUACUAUUUUCAUAAAAUUGGUGUCUUAUAGCCAUUCUAGCGAUUCGCUUCGGAAGGCCGUUGGAUGUGAAAAAAAAAAUUGGAAAUCUGGGAAAAAAGGAGUUAUUGCCAUAAAAACUUUAAUAAUCUAAUCAGACAGAAGGAAUUUUUAGUAGACGAUGUCAAAACAUCUGCUUACAGCUUCAAUCUUAAUCUCUUGUAAGUAGAGGAGAUGUACGAGAACUACUAAAGUUUAAUUGGUCUCCAAUGUUAUUAAAAUUUACCAUAAACAGGUAGGCCUUCAUUUCCCUUAGAUAAUUUACAGACUUGCCAUAGUUAACAUGUUGAGUUGUAUCACAAGGCUGGAAAAAUACCUAGAAAAACGUGUAGAAAUUUAUUAUAGAUAACGGCUAACUCAUGUUUGAAUCCCCAUUGUUUCAUUGUGAAUGGCUUAUCGAAGUGCUGUUAGUAUUUCCAAUCUUUCUCUAUAACAGCAAUAGAUUUGAAAAUUGGCGUUGCAGACCUGGGCUUUAACACCAUUGACCGCAACAAAAAAACAAAAUUCGUAUGGAAUUAAUUAUUAACAUAUUCCUAAAUAUGAAAGCAAAAUAAACAAAAAAAAAAAAAACGAAAAAAUUCUUUUUUCUCUUCAUACGUUCCAAAAAAAGCGACUAUUGUUGAUCGUAGUUAGCAUUGAUUCGGUAGAAAAAUCAAUUAAAAAAAAAAAAAAA
Messenger RNA from Glossina fuscipes, 5239 nucleotides. It is a transcript of the gene MESK2, whose product is annotated as protein NDRG3. The record is from RefSeq and is a predicted model, not a curated record. The transcript is spliced from 8 exons. Gene Ontology annotation, biological process: signal transduction. Gene Ontology annotation, cellular component: cytoplasm. Bases 1449 to 3290 code for a protein of 613 amino acids. NCBI's taxonomy places the organism in Eukaryota, Metazoa, Arthropoda, Insecta, Diptera, Glossinidae.